AUGAGCGACCGCACGAACGAGUCUUAUUCCUCCUCUUCUUCAAGUGACAUGAUUGAUGGUGUCGAUGGCUCCAUCUACGUAACCCACGAUACAACGUACACAUACGAUGCCGAUACAACCAUCAAGUAUGGGGUCCGAGGGGCUAAACGCCUCAGUACGAAAAAGGAGACGACAACCGACAUGAGUAUUCAAGAAUACGAAUCCCCUAGUGGCGAGGGAAUCAAGAGAACCAACUUUGAGAACGGCCGUGGCCGCACGAUUUAUAACCCCAACACAGGAGCAUACGAUGAGAUAUUAGAUUAUAGCACGGACGAUGGAGAUUAUCACCAUCGCGAGAAGCUUAGCACCGACGGGGUUCUAUCAGCUGCGAGAUAUCGAUUUGCAUAA
This is a messenger RNA of Aspergillus pseudonomiae, 387 nucleotides long. RefSeq lists its product as uncharacterized. The record is from RefSeq and is a predicted model, not a curated record. Bases 1 to 387 code for a protein of 128 amino acids. The transcript has a single exon. Lineage: Eukaryota; Fungi; Ascomycota; Eurotiomycetes; Eurotiales; Aspergillaceae.